UUUUUUUUACAAAUAGCCUCGCUCUCAAUUUCACCUCGGCAUUUAUAAUUAUCAAAAAUAUGGCGACCCUCGAAGAUAAAGAAAUCUGGAAAGAUGCCGAGGAGGAACUUGGUGCAGAUGUUCUCAAAAUGUCCACAGAAGAGAUGGUCAGUAGAAUAAGACUUUUGGACAAUGAAGUAAAGAUAAUGAAAAGUGAAAUAAUGAGAGUCAGCCAUGAACAGCAAGCUAUGAAAGACAAAAUAAAGGAAAAUACAGAAAAGAUAAAAGUUAAUAAGACCCUACCUUAUUUGGUCUCCAAUGUUAUUGAGCUCCUUGAUAUAGAUCCUGAAGAUCAGCCUGAGGAGGAUGGGGCCAAUGUUGAUCUUGAUUCUCAAAGAAAAGGAAAAUGUGCUGUUAUCAAAACUUCUACAAGACAGACUUAUUUCUUGCCAGUGAUCGGUCUUGUUGAACCCGAAGAGCUAAAACCUGGUGAUCUAGUUGGCGUAAACAAAGACUCAUACCUCAUACUGGAAACAUUACCAGCAGAGUAUGAUGCCCGUGUUAAGGCAAUGGAAGUAGACGAGAGACCAACGGAAAAAUAUUCUGAUAUUGGGGGUUUGGAUCAGCAGAUUCAAGAGCUCAUUGAAGCGAUUGUUUUGCCGAUGACUCACAAGGAGAGAUUCGAAAGAUUGGGAAUCCAACCCCCAAAAGGUGUGCUGCUGUAUGGACCCCCAGGCACUGGCAAAACUUUGCUCGCCAGAGCAUGUGCUGCAGAAACUAAGGCUACAUAUCUCAAGCUAGCUGGACCACAACUCGUUCAGAUGUUUAUAGGUGAUGGUGCAAAGCUGGUACGAGAUGCAUUCAAUCUUGCGAAGGAGAAAGCACCUGCUAUCAUAUUCAUUGAUGAGUUGGACGCCAUUGGAACAAAGCGUUUUGAUAGUGAAAAGGCUGGUGACAGAGAGGUGCAGCGGACCAUGUUGGAACUGCUAAACCAACUUGAUGGAUUUAGUUCUUCGACCAACAUAAAAGUCAUUGCAGCGACAAACAGAGUCGAUAUUUUGGAUCCAGCAUUGCUAAGAUCAGGUCGUCUGGACAGGAAAAUCGAGUUCCCUAAUCCGACAGAAGAAGCCCGAGCAAGAAUUCUUCAAAUUCAUUCGAGGAAAAUGAAUGUCAGCUCAAAGGUAAAUUAUGAAGAACUUGCUCGCUGUACGGAUGAUUUCAACGGUGCCAUGUUAAAAGCUGUCUGUGUUGAAGCGGGGAUGAUUGCCUUAAGGCGGGAAGCAAAAGAGCUAGAACACGAAGAUUACAUGGAAGGUAUUUUGGAAGUACAGGCCAAGAAGAAGACCAAUCUUAUGUACUACGCGUAAAAUCGCACCUCAUCAACUUUAUGGUCGAUUCAAACGAUGUUAACUUUGACCAAAACGCUCUUUGUGUAUUUUUAUUGACAAUUUGAUUAAAUCUGUUACAUCAUUGUCAGAUAAAUUAGGUUAUAAAUGGUUGAGAAUGUCGAAAAAGUUGUCUUUUUAACGUUCUUCCUUUUAACUUAGUAGCAUCAAAAUUGUUGAUAUACUCUUUGUUUU
This is a messenger RNA of Rhopilema esculentum, 1559 nucleotides long. Its product is annotated as 26S proteasome regulatory subunit 6A-B. The record is from RefSeq and is a predicted model, not a curated record. NCBI's taxonomy places the organism in Eukaryota, Metazoa, Cnidaria, Scyphozoa, Rhizostomeae, Rhizostomatidae. Gene Ontology annotation, molecular function: ATP hydrolysis activity; ATP binding.